GUGGAUCGAAAGAACAACUUGGGGUGUUCACCUUGGCGAAGGAGCGGCAUAGGCUGCUCAAGAAAUACGAGGUGUUUUGGAGUGAUCUGGUCUCACUGCUCUUUUUUUUUUCUCUCCACCCCGCUCCCUGUUUCCUGCGCCAGCUUGUGAACACGUUCUUUAGUUUCCUGAGGCGUAGAACGGAUUUCUUCACUGGUAGAGAAGACGGAGUAGCAGAGAAGCUGAUCACAGACACCUUCAAACAUCACAACAAAGUAGCUCAGAAAGAGCGCGAAGAGAAAAAGGCUCGUCAAGAGGCAGAGCGGCGUGAAAAGGCAGAGAGAGCUGCGAAACUUGCUAAAGAAAAGCAAGAAGCAAACGAGCCAAAGAUUAAGGAACUUACAGAUGAGGAAGCGGAAAGGCUGCAGCUGGAAAUCGACCAGAAAAAAGAGGCACAAGGACAGACUAACAGCAUCCCAGUGAAACCCUCAGAGGAUGGAGAUGAAUCUUCAGAUUCUAACAAACAG
Molecule: messenger RNA, 506 nt
Organism: Pterocles gutturalis (yellow-throated sandgrouse)
Lineage: Eukaryota; Metazoa; Chordata; Aves; Pterocliformes; Pteroclidae
Product: nuclear migration protein nudC-like
Exons: 4
Biological process (GO): protein folding
Cellular component (GO): cytoplasm
Source: RefSeq, a predicted model, not a curated record